This is a messenger RNA of Xyrichtys novacula (pearly razorfish), 786 nucleotides long. Lineage: Eukaryota; Metazoa; Chordata; Actinopteri; Labriformes; Labridae. The record is from the annotation of a GenBank genome assembly.
AUGGCCCAUCAAGCACACGCAUACCAUAUAGUCGACCCCAGCCCAUGACCUCUGACAGGGGCAGUUGCCGCCCUCUUAAUAACAUCCGGCCUAGCAAUCUGAUUCCACUAUAACUCUAUUGUACUAAUAACCCUAGGAACAGUUCUACUUCUUCUCACCAUAUAUCAAUGGUGACGAGACAUCGUGCGAGAAGGAACAUUCCAAGGCCACCACACCCCACCCGUGCAGAAGGGACUUCGUUACGGUAUAAUCUUAUUCAUUACCUCCGAAGUUUUCUUCUUCCUAGGCUUCUUCUGAGCUUUCUACCACUCAAGUCUGGCCCCGACCCCCGAACUUGGAGGAUGCUGACCCCCCACUGGAAUCACCACCUUAGACCCCUUUGAAGUCCCCCUCUUAAACACAGCAGUGCUUCUAGCCUCGGGGGUCACAGUCACUUGGGCCCACCACAGCAUCAUAGAAGGAGAACGAAAACAAGCAAUUCAAUCCUUAACCCUUACGAUCCUCCUAGGGUUUUAUUUUACAUUCCUUCAAGGCAUAGAAUACUACGAAGCCCCCUUCACAAUCGCAGACGGCGUGUACGGCUCAACCUUCUUCGUCGCAACCGGAUUCCACGGCCUACAUGUUAUUAUUGGCUCAACUUUCCUGGCCGUGUGCCUUCUCCGCCAGAUUCAAUACCAUUUUACAUCCGAACACCAUUUCGGGUUCGAAGCCGCCGCCUGAUAUUGACACUUUGUCGAUGUAGUAUGACUAUUCCUGUACAUCUCCAUCUAUUGAUGAGGUUCUUAA